AUGCGCAGCUCAGCUCUUCUCCUCGCCUCCGUGGCAUGCUCCACUGCGGCCGCCGAGACCGUCCUCGGUGUCUACCUCUUCUCCAGACAUGGAGAUAGGACUGCAAAGGCGACACCACCAACUGUUCUCACAGACCUUGGCUAUGAGGAAGUCUUCACCUCGGGCACCUACUAUCGCAACCGCUACGUCGCCAGUGAUGGCAGCCGUCGGAUCUUCGGCCUCCAGCCCGACACGGUCAAGCUGUCUCAGAUCACCGCAUCAGCGCCUCUCGACAAUGUCCUCAUGCCAUCCGCCAUGGGUUUCCUCCAAGGCCUCUACCCACCGGUCGGCGCGACGUUGGGCAGCCAGACACUUCGCAAUGGCACUGUCGUGCAGACACCUUUGAACGGCUACCAACUGAUUCCCGUGCAGACGGUUGCCAACGGCGCCGGAAGUGAAGACGCUGCCUGGCUGCAAGGGGCGACAAAUUGUGCCAAUGCCCAGAUCAGCUCCAACAACUACUUCUUGAGCGACGAAUACCAGUCCACCCUGAACCGCACAAAGGGCUUCUACGCGGACAUGCAACCUUUCGUGAACCGGACCUACACCGAAUCCCAGACCAGCUUCAAGAACGCAUACACCAUCUUCGACCUGCUGAACGUGGCCAGCAUCCACAACGCCAGCGUCGCGCUCCCCGACGAUGCCGACUUCUUCCAACUCCGCACCCUGGCCGACCAACACGAAUGGGGCCUCGCGUACAACGAGAGCGAACCCAUCCGUGCCGUUACCGGCUCGAUCAUAGCCGCUCAGGUGGUCGAGGCCCUCAACGGCACCAUCGCGGGCAAGGGCAAGAACGUGUUCAACAUCCAGUUCGGCGCCUACGCCGGGAUGCUCUCGUACUUUGGCCUCGCCAACCUCACGGCCACCAGCCCGCUCUUCUACGGCGUUCCCGACUACGCGUCCAGCCUCGUGUGGGAGCUCGUGACGAACGCCACGGUGGGGAGCGGCGCCGCCUUCCCUUCGGCCGACGACAUCAGCGUCCGCUUCUACUUCCACAACGGCACCACCUCGAAUAUCAGCGAGCCGGUCGAAUUCCCCUUGUUCGGCACCAACCGCUCCCCGAUCCCGUGGUCCGAGUUCGUCGAGUUCUCGAACAAAUUCGCCAUCGGCUCGCAGGCCCAGUGGUGCAGCGCCUGCGGCAACUCCACCGGCGUGUGCAGCCCCAGCGCGCUGGGCGACGACAAUUCCACGGCCGUCGGAUCCUCCAGCUCCAGCUCGUCUGAGCAUCACGGCGGCGGUGGCAUCAGCAAGGCCGUGGCCGGCGUCAUCGGCGCCAUGGUCACCCUGGGGGUCAUCCUCGGUGCCGAACUCUUGAUCAUGUUGGUCGGCGGCCUCAGACUCGUCAGCAAGCGCAGGCUCGCCCGGACGGCGAGCAACGGAUCCAGCGGCGUGGCGAGUGCGGAUGCCCAUGUCAAGGCUUGA
Fonsecaea nubica is the source of this 1461-nucleotide messenger RNA. RefSeq lists its product as hypothetical. Gene Ontology annotation, molecular function: phosphatase activity. Gene Ontology annotation, biological process: dephosphorylation. The transcript is spliced from 3 exons. The record is from RefSeq and is a predicted model, not a curated record. NCBI's taxonomy places the organism in Eukaryota, Fungi, Ascomycota, Eurotiomycetes, Chaetothyriales, Herpotrichiellaceae. Bases 1 to 1461 code for a protein of 486 amino acids.